Molecule: messenger RNA, 3601 nt
Organism: Bemisia tabaci
Lineage: Eukaryota; Metazoa; Arthropoda; Insecta; Hemiptera; Aleyrodidae
Source: RefSeq, a predicted model, not a curated record
UUUAUAUUUCUUCACGUUAUCCUGGUCUGUAACUGUAACACUCUCAAGAUUUAUAUUUGACUCUUAUCAGGGUUCAGGGAGCAGGGACCACAAGAACUUUCUAGAACUUGUCCCUGCCAUCAUCUAAAGAUCUAUUCUACUGCUAGAUCCUUGUUAUCAUCAUCCAAGAUAUUUUCUCUGUGCCUGUGCUCUACCCUACUCAAGCAAAGUGACACCUGAUUUUUAAAAGUGCAUGUAUCAAAAAUAAUUUGAAAGAUUACAUUGGCUGUGAUUAUUUUCAUAAUAGUUCUGUUUGUGCCAUCCUAUUUGCUUGCUUCCCCCUUUUUCUUCGCGCCAGUGAAUUCGUGGUUCAGAGAUUUGUGUUACUUUCUCAUCAUUUGUCUGUGGAGUACAGAUCCUUCCAACCAAAAUGUCUACUCCAAUUGUAUCAAUGUUGAAUUCAGAGCAGCUGCUCACUUGCCCAUAUGAUCAAUCGCACAGGUUCCGUCGUUUCAAAAUGCUUAAUCACAUCCGGACUUGCCGUCUUCGAUACGAAAAUGAACACCCAGAGCUAGCAAUGAAAGCUUGUCUCUACAACUCUGCUCAUAUUGUCCCGGAUGUGGAGUGGGAAUAUCACAUGGAAGAAUGUGAAGAUCGAAUCAAAGGUGAUCUUAUGAGGUACCAAGUAGAGAGGAAUCCUGCUUUUGAGAAUAACACUGUAAUUCCUCUUAGUGAUAUUCCGGAUGUAGAAUGUGAUGAAGACUGGAAUCUGCCUCAGAAUCCUGUCUCAAUCAAUGCCAUAAUUCAAGAAAAAAUCAAGGAGGAAAAGGUCCUUAUUCCAUUGAUAGGAGCUCCAAAAGCAGAACGUAAGAAGUACUACAUGGAAGAACGCAGACGACACAAUACAUUAGAAGAUGCCAAGCCAUCCACCUCAAAUACCUCUGUCCCUGUCGACAAAAAUCAGCCCUUGAGGAAACCGAAAACUAUUUCUGAACUUUCAGCUGGGCCAUCAUGUGCACCUCCUUUCUCUCAGCAAGUUCCUCCAAAUCUAAAAUCAAAAGAGACAGAUGAACAGAGAAUUGACGUUAAUGCUCUCGAGGAAACUUCUGCUCUGGUGAAAGGAACAGUGAAGCCUUCACGAAUGUUUCCCAAAGGCCGUGGUCGAGCUCCCUGUAAUAAUGUUGCUGCUAGCUCCCAACCUGAGCCAAAAGUUGGCAGCAGUGUUCCAAGCAGCUGCAGAGCUGCUGAACCCAUUCCAAGUGUUUGUGAUGUGUCUCAAAAUAUGACUAACUUGAGCAUUGAUCCUAUUAGUUUUGGCAGCAUUGGUGGAGAUGGAUCUAUUAGUAAUCCUAUCCCUAACAAAGGCCGCGGACGCAAGUUUUUAAACCGAUCUGCGUAGGGAGCACGCUUAUUUUUUUCUCCAAUGGCAGUCGAUAAACUCUUAAUUCUCGUGUGUUCUUAUUGUUUGAACUUUUCUGGUUUCAGUUUUUAGAAGAGAAUAUUCUUGAGGUUAAAAGUGAAAUCGAAAGAUAAGAAUAAUGCUGCAGGAAAUUCUACAGAAUGUGAUUAUCAGCUCAAUUCCUUAUAUCAUUAUCAUCUGAGUUCCUAGGUUCUGAUCUUCUAACAGGAAGGCUAUCUUGCCUCACUUUUAACUUGAUAUUGAUAUUUUUUUUUUUUUUUUUUUUGUCACUCUGAAUUUAGCGGAUGAAAAAGUGUGAACUUGAAAGAAUGGAAAGGAACGUAUCUUGAUUGCAUCAUUUCAGUAUUUGUCACCAGCAUUUAAUGUUUCAUUGGAAAAGUGUCACAUGAAUUUGACUGUAAUUGCCAACAAUUAUUCUUAACUCUUGUGAGGAAAAACACCAACAUUUUUGGACAAAUUCUUACGACAGUUUUCCUAUGAAAAAAUAAAAUGAUAGAUCCACUGAAACAGCACAAAGGAUAUAAGUUCUUUCAUGUCAGAGACAAUUUUUUGUAAUGUGAGCUACACACAAGAGGCGGUAUCUGUAAAAAAAGUGAAUGUUUACAUCAACCAUUUUUGCAGAUAAUGGAAUUUUAAAAUCUCCGUACCUUAAAAAAUAUUCGCGCCAAUUUUCAAACUCUAAGCUCAAUUCUGUGGUGAAAAAUGAAUAAAUAAACACAUGUUUUAUCCCAAAACAUAGAUGUUGAAUUUUAGAAUUCCUUCCAAAAUCACCUUGUAUUAGGCAGCUCAUUUACAUGUGGUACCAUUCGACAUUGUGUACUCACUAACUCACUUGCUGUCUGUUUUUAGAUGAUUGACCUUUGCUGAAUUUUUUUUUCCACUAGGAAGACCAAUCAUUUUUCUUAUUAUUUUAGAGGACUGAUAAUUUCUCUCUAUCAUUUUAGAAGACUGAUAUUAGUUAUUUUUCAUAAUUUUAAAAGACUUUUGUUUGUUCCCUUUCUCUCAAGAAGUUACUGAAAGUCUUGUUUUUUCUUUAUGUAAAAUUAGUAAAACUCUAAUUAGUGCUCAUCUCUUGGGUGCAAUAUUUGUGCCUUUCAAAAGUUAACUCUAAAUUGCUUAAAAAAAUUUGCCUGUAAAUUCGACAGUCGUAACAUUUUCUAAAAAUGUCUGUAACGCAUUCACUUUUAACUUUAACGAAAAUGUCUAAAAAGUAUGUUUAACCCAAGAGUUUGCUCCUUAGAAGAAAUCCAAGCAGAAUAUUUUUGGUUUAAAUGGUUUCUAAACGUAGAGCUUUGAAAACUUAAAUUGCAAUUUUCUCAAAAUACCCAAACCACACAUCCGCUAUUUAUACAUUUAGCGCCUUUUAUGAUAAUCUCUGUGCAAUUUAUCCUUUGCUUUGAGGUUUGACUUGUUAAAUUGAGUGUCAGAAAGCUUGAAAUUAGGAACUACUGUUUCUGGCUAACUCACAGGAGCACCAAUCUUCCUAGAAAAACUGAUGGCCCUUACAUUGUUUGUGAAUUGAACGAGGAACAGUAGUUUCCAAUUGCUAAGUGUAGUCCAUAUAUAAACUAAAAAAGUUGCCUAAAUUGCACCGGUUAGUCGAGCGUGUUGGUUCUUCAUUGAUUUUUCCGAAGAUCCCCUUCGUCAACUACAAGAGAGAAAUAAUGAAAUCAGUACAUAUCCAUACAUUAGAUGGCGAUUUCUAAUAUUGCUCAUUACCUAUAAGACGUUUAUUUUUUAUCUGCAUGUCCUAAAAACAUCAAUGCACUUCCAAGAAAGGAAGAGAAAAGCAAUCGAUCAGUUUUCUCAUCCAAAUUGUAACACAAUGUGUUGCUGAUUUCUCAUUCUUUUGUUAGAAAUUAGAAUUUCCAUCAGCAUUGCCUUUUAUGUCACCAUUGUGAUUAGAGUUCAAACUUUUUCAGGAAAGUGCAGGGAAUCUUACGCAUUUCUAGGUUAUUUUUAGUGAAUUUAGAAAUUCACUAAGUGGACUGACGAAUUUUUUGGAGUUUAGUAGUUUCUUUUUCUUUAAGUCCUUUUGUUCCUCAGGUAUGCUUUUGAACCAGUUGACUUCUAUUAGUGAGGUUUGUGAAAAAACUACCUUUAAGUAGUUGAAUUAUAAAAACCUCCAGCAGUUAUUUUUAUAUUUUAUUUUCAUUACUGUAAAUCUAAAUGUUUUAAUACAUUAUUUUUCAUCACAAUCGA